This is a messenger RNA of Ficedula albicollis (Collared flycatcher), 2184 nucleotides long. It is a transcript of the gene GK, whose product is annotated as glycerol kinase. Gene Ontology annotation, biological process: triglyceride metabolic process; glycerol metabolic process; glycerol-3-phosphate biosynthetic process. Gene Ontology annotation, cellular component: mitochondrion. The coding region runs from base 15 to 1664 and encodes 549 amino acids. The record is from RefSeq and is a predicted model, not a curated record. The transcript is spliced from 20 exons. Gene Ontology annotation, molecular function: glycerol kinase activity. Lineage: Eukaryota; Metazoa; Chordata; Aves; Passeriformes; Muscicapidae.
GGGGGGGGGGCCCCAUGGCCGCGUCGCUGGGGCCGCUGGUGGGAGCCAUCGACCAGGGCACCAGCUCCACCCGCUUUCUGGUUUUUAAUGCAGAAACAGCAGAGCUCUUGAGUCACCAUCAAGUGGAAAUAAAGCAAGAAUUCCCUAGAGAAGGAUGGGUGGAACAAGAUCCAAUGGAAAUAUUAAACUCUGUCUACGAAUGUGUGGAAAAGACCUGUGAGAAAAUGAAAGAGCUGAACAUAAACAUCGCUAACAUAAAAGCCAUUGGAGUCACCAAUCAGAGAGAAACAACAGUGGUUUGGGACAAGACAACUGGAGAACCUCUUUAUAAUGCUAUUGUGUGGCUUGACCUGAGAACCCAGUCAACAGUUGAACAUCUUCUUGAAAAAGUUCCAGGGAGAAACAAAUCUUUUUCUAAGUUUAAGACUGGUCUUCCACUUAGCACUUAUUUUAGUGCAGUGAAACUUCGGUGGCUUUUGGAUAAUGUGGAAGAGAUCAAGAAAGCAGUUGAGGAUCAAAGAGCUAUGUUUGGGACUAUUGAUUCAUGGCUCAUAUGGAGUUUGACAGGUGGAAAAGAUGGAGGCAUUCACUGUACAGACGUCACCAAUGCCAGUAGAACGAUGUUGUUCAACAUUCAUUCCUUGGAAUGGGAUCCUGAGCUCUGCAAGUUCUUUGAUAUUCCUAUGGAAAUACUUCCAACUGUACGAAGCUCCUCUGAGAUUUAUGGUGUGAUGGAAUCUGGAGCUUUGACAGGUGUACCAAUUUCUGGGUGCUUGGGUGACCAGUCUGCUGCUCUUGUUGGACAAAUGUGUUUUCAAGAUGGGCAAGCAAAAAACACGUACGGAACAGGUUGUUUCCUGUUGUGCAACACAGGUCAGAAGUCGGUGUUUUCUGAGCAUGGUCUUCUAACCACAAUAGCUUACAAAAUGGGCAGAAACAAGCCUCCUUUUUAUGCACUAGAGGGAUCUGUUGCAAUAGCUGGAGCUGUUGUUCGUUGGCUGAGGGACAAUCUGGGUAUUGCUAAGUCUUCACAGGAAGUUGAAGAACUGGCUGCAGAGGUGGGAACUUCUUACGGCUGCUACUUUGUGCCAGCAUUUUCAGGACUGUAUGCACCAUACUGGGAACCCAGUGCAAGGGGUAUCAUUUGUGGCCUUACUCAGUUUACAAAUAAGAAUCACAUUGCCUUUGCUGCACUAGAAGCAGUCUGCUUUCAAACACGAGAGAUUCUAGAUGCCAUGAACAAGGACUGUGGGAUUCCACUAAAUCAGUUACAAGUAGAUGGAGGAAUGACCAAUAACAAAAUCCUCAUGCAACUCCAAGCAGACAUUCUCUGUAUUCCAGUGGUAAAGCCAUCAAUGCCUGAAACAACAGCUUUAGGAGCUGCUAUGGCAGCAGGAGCUGCAGAAGGUGUUGAAGUUUGGAGUCUUAAUCCUGGAGAUUUGACAACAGUGACAUGUGAACGAUUUGAACCACAGAUCAACCCAGAGGAAAGUGAAUAUCGCUAUGCCAGAUGGAAGAAAGCUGUGAUGAAGUCUAUGGGAUGGGAGAAAUCUGAAACUCAUUCAAAUGGUGACAUUAGUAUCUUCUAUAGUCUGCCUAUGAUUUUUUUUGUUAUGACUAGCAUGGUAAUGUUAAUCGCAUCAAAGUACGUCUCAGGUAAAUGAGGCUACUUAGUGGACUCACUGGAUGCAGCUGAUUUUUAUGUUUCGCUUUGUUUUGUUGUCUGAAGAGAUUCCAGCACCAACGUGAUUAUGCUACUUUUGUGGCUCAAUCUAUUCAUGAAUCCAUCUGUCACCAGUCCCUGCGUAACUUCCCGGUGGUGCACUGAAAAUUCAGUCUUCAGCUCAUCAUUACUCUGUCCCUUUACCCAAAUCAGCUGCAAAUGCCCUGGAAGCCUUUGUGUGGACUAUCUCACAUCAUCCUAUAAAAUUUCACAAGCCCUAACUUUGUCUGAGAGAGUUGUUUGAAAAAAACUGUAAUCUCUGAGGUAAUGAUGGCAGAUGUUUAGCUGUCCUUUUCAGGAGUUUGGUACUUCAUGCACACAGUUCAGAAAGUUAAUGAUGCACUAUGGAACUUGGUAAACACCUUACAAUUCUUCCAGCUGUUGUUAAUUACUUUUCAUAUGCCAAUGGUUGCCAAAGAUGUUUUAUUGUAGUUGCCACUGGUCUGAAACACUUUCUAUGG